Molecule: messenger RNA, 687 nt
Organism: Peronospora farinosa
Lineage: Eukaryota; Oomycota; Peronosporomycetes; Peronosporales; Peronosporaceae
Source: the annotation of a GenBank genome assembly
AUGGCGCCAACAACACGCCCCAUAUACGAUGAAGAUCCUGAUGCUUUAUACCGUAGUGCACCUCCACGUGUACCGAAAGUUCGUGCAAUUUCAUCGACCGAUCGUCUUUUGAAACCCACCAAAGCGUCACUUGCAGCGUCUAGAAAGAAAGUUCUAACUGGAAAAGACAAAGAGUUGGCGGAGGCACGUGAACAAGCGCGUAAACGACGUCGAUUGAAUCGAGUUGCCAAGGAAAAUGGGCGUCUGACGAUCCCCCAAUCACCCAAAUUUCGUCCAAUGAAGAAGACGACACCCCGGUCUCGAGCUGACAUGCUGACCAGGACGUCUCGAGAACUGCUGGAGAUUGCGGCCAUUCGUAAACGAGUCCAGGCUCAGAAACGGAAAACUCAAAAGUAUCACGAUGCAACGACCUAUGGAGCAGCUCCUGGCAAAAGUGCACAGUUUUCCAGAGCUUUGACAGCCAGUGGAGGUGUCGGUGUCCCGGCAGUUCGACGUUCAAAGCUUACGAUGCCUGUGGGUUUUAAGUUUGAAGUUGAUAAACGUGCAGCAACGGCAGAGACACGAAGAAGUUUAAAGAGAAAAAGUGUGAUUGCGGUACCAUUGCAGGAAGUUAAGACGACGGAAGAGGUUGUGUUGGACAAGAAAGAGCCACCGCUUAAGAAGCAGCGAAAGUCAAUGGCGACGUGA